AUGAGGGCGCUAGUGUCUCCAUUGUGUCGUUCAUGGCUUCAUCAAGUUUCGAGAACUUCUGCGCGGUCAGCAGCUUCAGUUUUAACUCCAUUAGAGCAGAAAUAUUUUCCUCAUAUUGGCAAUCGGGAAAUCGUCGGCUUUGGACGCAAUGGAACGCCAAUGUAUUACGAUGAUGUUCAAUAUCCCUAUCCCGGCAUACGAUUUCGCAACCAUACGGAUGAGAUAGCCGCACUUCGACAAAAGGAGGAGGGCUCGUGGAAGAAUCUCACUCUGGAUGAAGUCAACACUUUGUAUCGCCACAGCUUCUGCCGCACGCUCGCAGAGGCCACUGCUCCCUUGGGCAUUUGGAAAAUGGGCGUCGGCUGGAUGAUGAUUGUUUGUUCUGCUGGGCUUUUGACCUACAUCUAUCUCAAAGGAGUUCUUCUCGAUAUUCCUGAUAAUGUGGCUAUGCUUCCGGAAUACAAAGAGGCAAUAAAAUACAAGCGGAUAAUGGGACGCAGAGGAUCCGUAAAAGAGGUCUUGGAUUUCGACUUAUCGGUUACCUUUCGCUCAUUACACAUCGUCCGGCGGUUAGCCACGGCUGCAGAAAGCGCCUUAGAGGGAGUAUUGCGCAAACGUUUCGAGCAUGCUCGUCUCAUUGCGGUCUCGGAUAUUAGUGUUGUUGAGUCCGAGGAUUUCGCGGAUAUGUCAGUUUUGGCCCAGCACAGGGCAGUGAAGGAGGCCCUACGUGAGCACAUCAAGUCCAUGCAUGGAAUCACUAUUGUCACAAAGGAAUAA
Opisthorchis viverrini is the source of this 777-nucleotide messenger RNA. RefSeq lists its product as hypothetical. NCBI's taxonomy places the organism in Eukaryota, Metazoa, Platyhelminthes, Trematoda, Opisthorchiida, Opisthorchiidae. The transcript has 6 exons. Gene Ontology annotation, biological process: mitochondrial electron transport, cytochrome c to oxygen. The coding region runs from base 1 to 777 and encodes 258 amino acids. The record is from RefSeq and is a predicted model, not a curated record.